CAGUGUAAAACAUCCAACAGGUACCUUCCAGCUGUCUACAACACGAGUGCAUGCUCAUCAGGCAAGAGAUCACAGCUAGGGCAACAAUCCACAUGAGUUGGGAAGGGCUCAUUUCACCUGUCAAACACUGCUGCUCUCAUGUGGAAUGCACUGUGGCUUUUUGGUCAAGAUAAUUACCAUGGAAGAUCCCAGGUGGCAGCAAAUCUCAGGUGAACAGACUGAGCCGUGGAAGUGGCACAAGGCAACCCCAGCCGAGAAGAAUUGAGCCAGGCCCACCAGGCCCAUGGGUAACUGGACUGCAGCGGUGACUGAGUUUUUUCUGCUGGGGUUUUCCCUGAGCAGGGAGGCGGAGCUGCUGCUCCUGGUGCUCCUGCUGCCCACGUUCCUGCUGACUCUUCGGGGGAACCUGCUCAUCAUCUCCACCGUGCUGUCCUGCUCCCGCCUCCACACCCCCAUGUACUUAUUCUUGUGCAACCUCUCUAUCCUGGACAUCCUCUUCACCUCAGUCAUCUCUCCAAAAGUGUUGGCCAACUUAGGAUCUAGGGAUAAAACCAUCUCCUUUGCCAGAUGUGUCACCCAGUGCUAUUUCUACUUUUUCCUGGGCACAGUUGAGUUCCUCCUGCUGACGGUCAUGUCCUAUGACCGCUAUGCUGCCAUCUGCUGCCCCCUGCGGUACACCACCAUCAUGAGACCUCCUCUCUGCAUUGGGACCGUUGUGUUCUCUUGGGUGGGAGCCUUCCUGUCUGUGCUCUUUCCAACCAUCCUCAUCUCCCAGCUGCCCUUCUGUGGCUCCAAUAUCAUUAACCACUUCUUCUGUGACAGUGGACCCUUGCUGGCCCUGGCCUGUGCAGACACGACUGCCAUCGAGCUGAUGGAUUUUAUGCUUUCUUCCAUGGUCAUCCUCUGCUGCAUAGUCCUCGUGGCCUAUUCCUAUAUGUACAUCAUCUUGACCAUAGUGUGCAUUCCUUCUGCAAGUGGAAGGAAGAAGGCCUUUAAUACCUGUGCUUCCCACCUGACCAUAGUCAUCAUUUCUAGCGGCAUCACUGUGUUUAUCUAUGUGACUCCCUCCCAGAAAGAAUAUCUGGAGAUCAACAAGAUCCCUUUGGUUCUGAGCAGUGUGGUGACUCCAUUCCUCAACCCCUUUAUAUAUACUCUGAGGAAUGACACAGUGCAGGGAGUCCUCAGGGAUGUGUGGGUCAGGGUUCGAGGAGUUUUAGAAAAGAGGAUGAGGGCAGUACUGAGAAGCAGAUUAUCCUCCAACAAAGACCACCAAGGAAGGGCUUGCUCUUCUCCACCAUGUAUCUAUUCUGUAAAGCUCCAGUGUUAGAAAGAGAGGAGCUGCCUUAGUGAAAGAGUGAGCUAGCUAAGGAAUUCUGAAUAGUCUAUAGUGGAAAGACUGACUGUGGAGACAGAGACUUGAACUCUGGCCUUGGUUUUAACUUUAAUCUGUGACCACAGUUGUGUCACCAGCCAUUCUGACUCUCAGUACUCUCAGCUGAAGUGCAACAGGGCUGGACUUGAUGAUCUCUAAGCCCCAUCCACACUGAAUAUUGUAAGAAUUGAAGGGCCAUGCAGCCUAUUUCCUCCUAAAGUCGUAACAUGUUUGGCCCCAUUUCUUUAUGGAUCCCGAACACAACUGUUCUAUCAGCUUGACACGAAGUCCUUCCUGAACUUCUCUGCAUGGACCCUCUUUCUUUCCAUCCUCUGCAGGAUCUUUCUAGAAACAACCUUCAUUAUUCUCUAAUCCACUAUCACAUCCUGUAAUCCAUUUUUUUUUUCGGAGUGGGCAUUUGCAAUGAUUGUGAUGGGUGUAUGUCAUCUGUGUUAUUUAAUAAUAUUGCUUUCUGUAAUAGAACAUGUUCAUAAUAUCCAAUAUGCUCAUGUCCUCAUGUAGGACGUGGCCCUCUUCCCCUAGCCACUAAUGAUUGAUCCAUGGAUGGAUAAUCUGACUGAAGGCAUAACCCAUCACCUGCAGGGACACUUGCACACCUAAGAGACUGGCCAGUGACCUAUGACCUGUGUGGCUUGGCUGGACCAGAGGAGCUGUGCAAACAGAUACCACUUUUUUGAGAAAUUGAAGCAAAAAACACAGAGAUUAUUCCACAUAAGGGCGAUGCUUCCCCUGGAAGCAGAAAUAGGCUUGGUGGCUGGAGUGGCCACUUUGGGUGCCAGGUGCAAGCUGAUGAAUAAUUAGAGGAAACCAGUCUGCCCCUCAGAGAGAAUGCAGUUGAUGUAUAGAGAAAAACAGAGAAGAGACAGAUGACAGCCCACUCACAACACAAAGGCACAACACAAAGAGCCCUCUUCUCUCAUGACUUCCUAGGCCUGGAGCUGGUAGAGUUUUGAUUCCUAUUCCUGGAUUUGAUGUGUUUUACCUGUACCCGUAAAUCAAAUCCCUUUUUAUUGAGCUAUCUUGAGAAGGUCUUAGAUUCUUGUGACCAAAAAGCAGCUUGACUACAAAGUUCAUUAUCUCUCCACAAGGCAUAGCUUCUCCCCUUUUCUGGCUCCAUACACUUGGAAAGAAUCUGUUUUGUUUUUGUUUUGAGACGGAGUCUCACUCUGUUGCCCAGGAUGGAGUGCAGUGGUGCAAUCUCAGCUCACUGCAACCUCCGCCUCCUGGGUUCAAGUGAUUCUCCUGCCUCAGCCUCCUGAGUAGCUGGGACCACAGGCACGUGCCACCAUGCCUGGCUAAU
This is a messenger RNA of Pongo pygmaeus (Bornean orangutan), 2693 nucleotides long. It is a transcript of the gene OR6J1, whose product is annotated as olfactory receptor family 6 subfamily J member 1. Bases 284 to 1327 code for a protein of 347 amino acids. The transcript is spliced from 2 exons. Gene Ontology annotation, cellular component: membrane. Gene Ontology annotation, molecular function: G protein-coupled receptor activity; olfactory receptor activity. The record is from RefSeq and is a predicted model, not a curated record. Lineage: Eukaryota; Metazoa; Chordata; Mammalia; Primates; Hominidae. Gene Ontology annotation, biological process: G protein-coupled receptor signaling pathway.